GGGGCGUGACGGGGCCGGAAGGUGGCGGGAGGGAGCCGAACCGGAGCCGGCGGGAGGGCCAGGCCAGAGGCCCCCAACCUGGCUUGCCCGCCCCGGCCGCGGCUGAGGAGGAAGAGGAGGAUGAUCUCCAGAUACACUCGGAAGGCGGUGCCACAGAACUUGGAGCUGAAAGGAAUAACAAAACAUCCUCUUAAUCAUCAUCCCCUUCCAGAGCAGCUGGAUGCAAUUUCCUCUACCAAUGACAGCCAUGAAAACGACAUAAGUUCCCAAAGUGAGUCUGACAUCACACAAGAAUCACCUUUUACAUCAGCUGACACUGGGAAUUCAAGGUCUGCUUUUCCAAGUUAUACAGGCACAGGGAUCUCUACUGAAGGCAGCUCGGACUUCUCCUGGGGAUAUGGUGAACUUGAUCAAAAUGCCACUGAAAAAGUCCACGCAAUGUUCACAGCCAUUGACGAGCUCUUGUAUGAGCAGAAGUUGAGUGUACAUAUUAAAAGUCUACAAGAAGAGUGCCAACAGUGGACAUGUAGCUUUCCUCACCUCAGGAUUCUGGGUAGGCAGAUAAUCACUCCAAGUGAAGGUUAUGGACUGUAUCCUAGAUCCCCUUCUGCUGUUUCAGCUUCACAUGAGACAACAAUGUCUCAAGAAAGAGAUUCUACUAUAUUUGGUAUUAGGGGAAAGAAGUUACAUUUUUCAUCUUCAUAUGCUCCUAAAGCAUCUUCCAUUGCCAAAUCCCCUAGCUUGUGUUCUAUGGAAAGAGAAGAGGAAGACUGUAUAAUCUUCUCGGAAGGAAUAAUAGAGGAAUACCUAGCAUUCGACCACACAGAUAUGGAAGAGGGGUUUCAUGGAAAGAAAUCAGAAGCAGCUACAGAGAAACAGAAAUUAGGGUACCCACCUAUUGCUCCAUUUUACUGCAUGAAAGAGGAUGUCCUUGCUUAUGUGUUUGACGAUGUGUGGAGCAAGGUCCUAAGCUGUAUGGAGCAGCUGACACGUAGUCACUGGGAGGGAUUUGCUUCUGAUGAUGACAGUAAUGUUGCAAUCACCAGACCAGCUUCAGAAAGCCCCUGUGUGCUGAAUGCACCACAACCUUUGGUCUUACCUCGAGUGCCACAGUCUAAGGUGCUGUCCAUCACCUCAAAUCCGAUGAGUCUCUGUCAAGCAGCAAGUGGUCAUCAGCCAAAUGUGAAUGGUCUCUUGGUUCAUGGGAUGCCUCUACAGCCAAGAAAUCUCUCCCUAAUGGACAAGCUCCUAGAUCUUGAUGACAAGCUACUUAUGAGGCCUGGGUCCAGUACCAUCCUUUCAACUCGAAAUUGGCCAAAUCGAGCCCUGGAGCUUAGUACAUCAUUUCUGUCAUAUACAGUGCAGUCCGCCAGGAGACGCAAUCCCCCACCACGUACCCUUCAUCCCAUCAGCACAAGCCAUUCACGCGCUGGAACACCAAGACCUAUGGAAGAAAUACUCAGAGGAUCCCGAGUCCCAGUGGCGGCCGACUCACUCUCCUCUCCCUCACCACUGCCCCUGAGUCGAAAUAAUCUGCUGCCACCUAUUGGCACAGCUGAAGUGGAACACUUGAGUACUGUGGGGCCACAAAGGCAAACGAAAACCCAUGGCGAUUCCAGUCGAGCUCGAAGUGCAGCGGUGGAUGAGCCUAACCAUCAGCAGCCCCACGAGAGGCUCCUUUUACCAGACUUUUUCUCCAGGCCCAAUACAACUCAGUCAUUUCUGCCGGACACACAGUAUCGUCGUUCAUGUGCUACUGAGCAUCCUCAUCAGGCCCGACCUGGUAGGGGAUCUGCAGGAACAGGUCCUCAGUUACAUGGAUCUACAAAAUCUCAAAACAGAGGUGGACCUAUCACUAGAACCAGGCAGGGACCAUAGGGCAAGUGAGAAGAACCUGCCUCAUGCUGCAGGGAACAUGUGGGAAGAUUUCACAAAUCAGUGUUCAGUCAUCUCGUGAUGCAGAGCUUGUAAACAGGAGACAACUUGAAACUAUCUUCAUGAAGAGUUAUUUUGGUACAACAGACUGAGAACAGUAUCAGCCAAAGAUUACAUGGGUACUGCUUCUAUCUCCAGUUACUGUCUUCUUUCAGCAUAAGUUAACCAUUUCACUGGACAGUAAAAUUUGUACCCAAAGAUGUAACAAAAGAGUAAUAUCCUCCAAAUCACUGUUCAUAUUGUCUGUUAACAAUGAUCAGUUCAAUUAU
Molecule: messenger RNA, 2204 nt
Organism: Aethalodelphis obliquidens (Pacific white-sided dolphin)
Lineage: Eukaryota; Metazoa; Chordata; Mammalia; Artiodactyla; Delphinidae
Gene: FAM149B1
Product: family with sequence similarity 149 member B1
Exons: 14
Coding region: 121-1878 (585 amino acids)
Biological process (GO): cilium assembly; protein localization to cilium
Source: RefSeq, a predicted model, not a curated record